Plectropomus leopardus (leopard coralgrouper) is the source of this 237-nucleotide messenger RNA. The record is from RefSeq and is a predicted model, not a curated record. Lineage: Eukaryota; Metazoa; Chordata; Actinopteri; Perciformes; Serranidae.
GCAAUAUGCCUGAGACAACCGUCAAAGCGCCCAAAAAGGGCUCUAAGAAAGCGGUCUCUAAGAGCGUCAGCAAGACCGGUAAGAAGAAGAGGAGAACCAGGAAGGAGAGCUACGCCAUCUACGUGUACAAGGUGCUGAAGCAGGUCCAUCCCGACACCGGUAUUUCCUCUAAGGCCAUGGGAAUCAUGAACUCCUUCGUCAGCGACAUCUUUGAGCGUAUCGCCGGUGAGGCCUCCC